Messenger RNA from Gilbertella persicaria, 643 nucleotides. Its product is annotated as 50S ribosomal protein L13e. The record is from RefSeq and is a predicted model, not a curated record. Gene Ontology annotation, biological process: translation. Lineage: Eukaryota; Fungi; Mucoromycota; Mucoromycetes; Mucorales; Choanephoraceae. Gene Ontology annotation, molecular function: structural constituent of ribosome; RNA binding. Gene Ontology annotation, cellular component: ribosome; cytosolic large ribosomal subunit. The coding region runs from base 6 to 641 and encodes 211 amino acids. The transcript has 2 exons.
AGAUCAUGGUUUUGAAGCACAACAACCAGUUGCCUAACCAGCACUUCCGCAAGCAAUGGGACCGUCGCGUUAAGACUUGGUUCGAUCAAGCUGGUCGCAAGAAGUCUAGAAGAAUCGCACGUGCUCAAAAGGCUGGCCGUGUUGCUCCCAGACCUCUUGACGGUCUCCUCCGUCCUGCUGUUCGUUGCCCCACUGUCCGCUACAACAUGAAGUUGAGAGCUGGUCGUGGUUUCACUCUUGAAGAACUCAAGGAAGCUGGUAUCCGCCGUAAGGAAGCUCGUUCCAUUGGUAUUGCUGUCGACCACCGUCGUCGCAACAGAUCCAACGAGUCUCUUGAACUUAACGUUCAACGCUUGAAGGCUUACAAGGCUAAGCUCAUUGUCUUCCCCCGUAAGGCUACUAGCCCCAAGAAGGGUGAUGCCGAAGCUGCUGAAGUUGCCACUGCUGUUCAACUCCGUUCUCCUCUCUUCCCUGUUGAACAAGUUGCUGCUGGCCCUGAAGCCCGUGCCAUCACUGCUGAAGAAAAGAACGCCAGUGCUUACAUGAAGCUCCGUUAUGCUCGUUCUGCUGCCCGUACCCUCGGUGCCCGUGAAAAGCGUGCUCGUGAUAAGGCCGAAGAAGAAGCCAACAAGAAGAAAUAAAU